AUUUUCACAGUCAUUCCAAUAAGACUCUUCUCUCCCAACAACUUUGGCUUUCAGUUAUGUCUUCCAACGCCAUCGUCCAAUACACCGCUUCUUCAUCUCAUGCAAUUAACAGAUACGAUGUAUUUGUGAGCUUCCGUGGUGAAGACACACGCAACAACUUCACUGGUUUUCUCUUUCAAGCUCUCCGUAGAAAAGCCAUCUAUGCCUUCAAAGACGAUGAAGAUCUCAAAAAAGGUGAAUCCAUAGCACCCGAGCUCCUCCAUGCCAUUCAAAGCUCUCGACUUUUCAUUGUUGUCUUCUCAAAGAACUAUGCUUCCUCCACCUGGUGCUUGCGUGAACUGGCAGAGAUACGUAACUGCGUUCAAACUUCCCCAAGACCUGUUAUACCUGUCUUUUAUGACGUUGAUCCUUCGGUGGUGCGCAAACAGAGUGAAUGUUAUGAGAAUGCAUUUGCAGAACACGAAAAGAGAUUCAGAGAAGACAAAGCGAAGAUGGAGGAAGCUGAGAGAUGGAGAGAAGCUCUCAGACAAGUGGCCAAUCUCUCUGGUUGGGAUAUUCGAAAUAAGCCACAAUAUGUACAAAUUGAAGAAAUUGUUCAAAACGUAAUAAAUACUUUGGGUCCCAAAAUUUGUAGUCUUCCAAAGGAUGAACUAGUUGGGAUAGAGCAUAGACUUGAAGAACUAGUUGGGAUAGAGCGUAGACUUCAAUCAGUUAAUAAUGUUGGAGUUGUUGGAAUCAGUGGGAUGAGUGGCAUAGGAAAGACUACUCUUGCUCGAGCUUUAUACGAAAGAAUAUAUCAUCAAUAUGAUUUUCAUUGUUUUAUUGAUGAUGUAAGCAAAAUAUAUCGAGAUUCAAGUUCACUAGGUGUACAAAAGCAGUUAAUUUCUCAGUCUCUAAAUGAGAAAAAUCUAGAGAUUUCAAAUUCUUGUGAUGGAACAUGUUUGAUAUGGUCUAGGUUGCACAAUGUUAGGGCACUUGUAGUUCUGGACAACGUUGAUGAAGUUGAACAACUAAGGAUGUUUACAGGGAAAAGAGACACUUUGUUGCGUGAAUGCUUAGGUAGAGGAAGCAUAAUCAUCGUAGUUUCUAGGGAUGAACAUAUAUUGAGGACGCAUGGAGUAAAUGACAUUUAUCAAGUCCAACCGUUGAAUGAUGAAAAUGCCAUGCAGCUGUUUUGUAGAAAUGCUUUCAAAGUUAAUCAUAUUUUGAGUGAUUAUGAAAAGUUGGCAUGGGAUGUACUAUCUUAUGCUGAGGGCCAUCCGUUGGCAAUUGAAGUAAUUGGGUCAUCUUUGUUUGGUCGAAAUGUGUCACAAUGGGAAAGUGCAUUGGCCAGGCUAAAAGAAAAGAAAAGUAAAAAUAUUAUGGAUGUUUUGCGUAUAAGUUUUGAUCAGCUGGAUGAAGAAGACAAAGAAAUAUUUUUGGAUAUUGCAUGUGCCCUAUGCCAUCAUGAUGAGGAAUAUGUGACGGAAGUUCUAAAGUUUCGUGGAUUUCAUCCUGAAUAUGGUCUACAAGUUCUGCUUGACAAAUCACUAAUAUCGAAAAGGAGUGGGAUUAUUGAUAUGCAUCGCUUGUUGAAGGACUUGGGCAGGUAUAUUGUCAAAGAAGAAUCACCUAAGGAACCCCUAAAGAGGAGUAGGUUGUGCAAUUACCAAGAUUUCUGCAAAGCUAUGUCAAACAAUCAGACAACUGAAAUUCUUGAAGUCGUAGCUGUUUAUCUACUACGGAAUUCUAAAACUGUGAGGGUAGAUGGUUUAUCGAAAAUUAGACACCUUAAGUAUCUUAGAGUUGGGUACGUGAACUGUUCAGGAAGUCUCAGUCAUCUUUCAAGUGAACUAGGAUAUCUUAUUUGGCACAAUUAUCCUUUUGAGUGUUUGCCUCAAAGUUUUCAGCCACACAAACUAGUUGAGUUACUAUUGAGAGGAAGCAGUAUUCAACGACUAUGGAGUGGUACAAAGGUGCUACCUAAUUUGAAGCGUUUGGAUCUCUCUUACUCUAGAAAAUUAGUUGAGAUGCCAGAUGUUGCAGAGGCCCUAAAUCUUGAAGGGAUAAUUCUUGAAGAAUGCAUACAGCUCCGAAAACUCAGUCCAUCGAUUGGUCUCCUGAGCAAGCUUACUAUUUUGAGUUUGAGAAACUGUAAAAACUUAGUAAGUUUACCCAAUAGCAUAUUGGGCCUGAAUUCUCUUGAAUAUUUGGGUGUCUAUGGUUGUUCAAAACUGUUUAAAAAUGAGUUAUUAGAUGAAGCAAGGAACACAAAGCAUUUGAAGAAGCGUUGUUUAGUUGACGGUCCUAUUCAUUCCCACUCAAAAUCCCAUUUAAUAAAAAAAAUGCUUUUGUGGCCUUUAGGUUUGUUGUAUUCCAGAGCACAAAGAGAGUCAGUUAGUUGUUUGUUACCUUCCUCUCCCACUCUCCCUUGUUUGCGUGUACUCGAUCUAAGAUUCUGCAACUUAGUUAAAAUCCCUGAUGCCAUUGGAAAGUUAAGUUGUUUAGAAAAGUUAAAUUUGAAGGGAAACAAUUUUGUUACAUUGCCUAACCUCAAGGACCUUUUUAGACUGUAUUAUUUAAACUUAGAGAAUUGCAAGCGAUUGAAAUACUUGCCUGACCUCCCUUCACGAACUCACUUGCCCUUAAAUCUUUACUCGUAUCCGAUACAAUAUUUUGUAUCCUUCCGCGAUCGUAUAAUAGAGGACUAUAAAGAUAUGACGGGAUUAAUGAUGUUCAACUGCCCAGAAAUAGUUGAGAGGGAACGGUGCACUAGCAUGACUGUUUCAUGGAUGCUACAAAUUCUUCAGGUGUGCAUGUUUCUUCCUUACACUUUCCUUCUUUUAAUCUCUUUUGGAUUUGAAAAAAAACUACUAACGCAUAACAAAACUCAGUCGUGGUACAACUCAGAAUGUUUCAUCCCAAGUAUUGGAAGUAUUAUCCCUGGAAGUGAAAUACCAAUGUGGUUCAACAAUCAGGUUGUGAGCAUGGACAAUUCAAUAAUCAUAGAUGUCUCUCCUUUUGUGCAUGACAAUAAUUGGGUUGGUGUCGUGUGCUGUGUAAUAUUCAGUGAAAAUGUUUCCCGUAAUAGUAUUUACAACUUAGAUCAUAUGUGGCUAUUUUAUUACUCUCGUCAAGAGUUCCGCCGUGAACAAGGCAUAUUUCAGGGCAAACUUGAUAUACGUAACUUGAGAUUGACAUUUACAUUAGAGGACGUGAAAAUACUUUGUAUAUCAAAGGUAGAUAGGUUCCUGGAAUUUGCUGAUUUUGAAGUGAAAAAAUACGCCUAUCGAUGGGUAAAUAAGCAAGAUCUGCAGUGAUUCAUGGUUGAGAUUUGGCAGCAAGUUUUAAGCAAUACCUUUAGAAGACAGAAAAUUGUUAUUGUAAAAUUCAGUUGUUUUAAAAGUAAGGUGAGAGGAAAUGCUCAUUGUCUUUCCUUACAAGACAGUCCAUUUCAUUUCUCAUAUUUUAUUUUUUUA
Molecule: messenger RNA, 3458 nt
Organism: Vigna angularis (adzuki bean)
Lineage: Eukaryota; Viridiplantae; Streptophyta; Magnoliopsida; Fabales; Fabaceae
Product: disease resistance protein Roq1
Exons: 4
Coding region: 57-3299 (1080 amino acids)
Biological process (GO): defense response; signal transduction
Molecular function (GO): protein binding; ADP binding
Source: RefSeq, a predicted model, not a curated record